GGGAGUGAUCACCAGGCUACGGAAACAGUCAUUGGCUGGUACGAGAGCCACUCUUGCUUUGUCCCGCCCCCUGCCGCUCCUCCUCUUCGCAAAGCUUCGGGCUGCUCUCUCAUUCUGCGCCUUGAGAGAGAGAAGGAGUGGGCGCGGCUGUCCCGAGCGCUGUUGCCUUCGUUUCCAUGUCUUCGGACUGGUUCAAGCGGCGUUUCUUGAGCAGCGCAAGCGCGGCAAGGCGAGGCUCAGGCUCCCCUCAGCAGCCCCGGCUCCCGGGCGGAGAAGGGGUGGAAGAGCCGCCCCAACAACAACAGCAACCACCGCCCCCUCAGCGGCCCAGGCGGCCCAAGUUCCUGCGCGGCGAGGAGAAGAGGGUGGUGGGCGAGCGGCCCAUCCACUGCCCGCCCAGAGACAGGCCCCUCCAGUGGAGGACCGGAUACGCCGAAACUAUCAAUGCAGAAAAAUCACAAUUCAAUGAAGACCAAGCAACGUGCUGUCAGAUAUCCAUCAGGAAAAGGAAAUAUGGCAAAGAGGAAGAUCAGGAAUGGUUGAUCCUAUGCUCCACUGAGUAUCUGACUGGCUAUUACUGGGCACUGUUUGAUGGUCAUGGCGGUCCAGAAGCAUCAAUGAUGGCCUCCAACUAUCUGCACUAUUGCAUCAAACAGAAACUAGAAGACGUGGUAGAGGGCAUUACUGAAGACAGGCCUCCAAUGCAUCUCAAUGGGCAAUGUAUUUGUCAAAGUGACCCACAGUUUGUGGAAGAAAAGCAAAUUCGUCAGGAAGAUGUGGUCAUUGGAGCUCUGGAGAAUGCCUUCCAGGAAUGUGAUGAAGUGAUUGGUCAGGAGAUGGAAAUUACCAAUCAGUCAGGAGGAUGCACAGCACUAGCUGUACUUUAUCUGCAGGGGAAGCUCUAUGUAGCAAAUGCCGGUGACAGUAGAGCACUCCUUGUUCGAAAAGAAAACUUUGUUCCUCUGAGUACUGAAUUCACCCCUGAGACAGAGAGGCAGAGAAUACAGUAUUUGGCUUUUAUCUACCCAAAGCUCCUAGCUGAUGAGUUUACAAGAUAUGAGUUUCCAAGAAGAUUGAAAGGAGAUGACGUGGGCCAGAAGGUUUUAUAUAGGGAUUACUGCAUGGAAGGCUGGGGAUACAGAACGGUGGUAAAAGAUGACCUUAAGUACCCUCUGAUCCAUGGACAUGGAAAACAGGCUCGCUUGCUAGGCACCCUAGCUGUGUCCCGAGGCCUGGGAGAUCAUCAGUUGAAAGUUCUUGAAACAGAUGUCGAAGUCAAGCCUUUCCUCUCUUGCAUUCCCAAGGUAGAAGUAUUUGAUUUGACUACACAGAAUAUUGAGGAAGAUGACGUCCUUAUCAUGGCAACUGAUGGUCUUUGGGAUGUUAUGUCAAAUGAAGAUGUGGCACAGAUUGUCAGGAAUUUUCUCCAGGACAAUACAACUGAUCCAUACAGAUUUGUAGAACUGGCCAAGAGCCUGAUACAGAAAGCCAGGGGGAAGAAGGAUGGAUACUACUGGACUAUGGACAGUAACAUGCCUUCUUCCUAUGAUGAUAUUACUGUGUUUGCUAUCCCACUGUACAAUAAGGAUGAGCCUUAAAUAUUACUACUGACUAAUGGACCUGCAUUUUGAAUAAGGAGACCAUAUCCAGACCUACAAAUGCUGCUGAAGUAAAUUAUCUUCAUCCUUUGAAAACAACACCAGUGGAAUUCACUCAUGCAACUUCUCCUGCAAUUACUCUUGAGAUAGUUUGGAUAUUCCUAUGCCUUAUAACGGAAAGUACUACAGUAGAAUAGCACAGCUCUCUCCCUUACAUGAGCAUUCUUAUGUUUGCAAUUUUUUAUGAUUCUGUAAGUUGCAGGAAAGAAAUUUUCAUGUUACGAAAAUGAAAUUUCUGGAAUUACCCUUUUUCAGUAUUAAGAAAAUAGCAUGCUGCCACUACUGUGAAAUUAUGUGGUUUUAAUCAAGUUAAGAGAAAGACUUUAAUAGUAACAAAACUACACAUUUCAUUUCAGAACAAUGUACAGAUGUCUGACUUUAAAAGAAGCUUGUAGAUUGUUGGAGCAACAGAAGGCAAUGUAUAUAGUAUUUUAUCAAACAUGGCAAGAGACACAUGGUACUUAAUAUGAUGUGCAGUGAUAUUUAUACUUUUUGAAUUUAUUUUCAUUGCAUAUAUUAACAUAUAUUAACAUGUACAGUUGCACAUUAAGUUGUGGAUUAAACUUGUUUAAUUUAUAAUACAAAUAUUAAGGUUAUUAUGAGGAAUUGGGAUGAUGAAGACAUAGUAGUUUUAGACUGAUUCUCUCUUGGUUAUUAAAACGAAGAGAGUAAUCACAAAUCAGUAGACUUAAGACGUGGAAAUACUGUUGCGAAGCAACUAGGUUCAAAUCAUCAAGUGUGAAGAUACAAUACUUAGCAACAAAAUCUGGCUCAUCUUAACUUUGGAUACAGUGAAACCUCGACUUACGAAGUGCACCAACUUACGAGUUUUCUGAGAUAUGAGCCAUUGCUCCUUCAAUUUUUGGUUUUGAAAUGAGAACCGUGAUCUGAGUUACAAGCUCUCUUCACCAAGCCCUCCGGAGAGGCCUAAAAGGCUCCUGCUGCCACAACCACCUCCAUUUUGGCCAAGGCAGAACAUGAGGCAGCCAGUGUUCGUGCACACGUAAGCCCCCUUCCCUCCCAAAUUCAAGUGCAAAUUGAUUUUAAAAUCUGGCAGUAAUACCCCAAAGAAACCAACUGGCCGGGAAAGGUGUUUUAUUGGCAGGAAUCCUUGAUUGAUGGGAGAUUACAUACCACCAAACCUGAGCUUGUGCACAGCCUUGCUCUUUGCAGGCAGGAGUCCUUGAUUGACAGGGGAGAUUACAUACUCCCUCUGCUUGCACACAGCCCCACAGGCCGAUCCCAGACACAAACAGGCAACAGCAGCUCAGCAUCACCAUGCAACCUACACUGCACACAUUUGGAGCUGCUCUUGGCCUGCUAAUCACGAGUGGAGCUGGGGGGGGGGGGGAGGUAGCAUGGCGUUCCCACUUCCACCAGCAUCUUCUCCGAUCUUGAAGAUACACUUAAUUUUAAAAAAUGGUGUGGCUUUUGGGGGCUGGAAUGGGUUAAUAGUAUUUCAAUUCAUUUCAAUGGGAAAAUUUGAUUUGACAUAUGAGCAAACUGAGUUACACAAGCUUGGUCACAGAAUUACACUCUUAUGUCAAGGUAUUAAUGUAGAUGGUUUUUGCAAGUUGGAGAGUGAAGAAAACUGACAAGAGAAUCAGCCCAUUUGAAAUAGGGCUGAGAGCAAAUCCAACCUCACUAGAAAUCAAAAUAAUUUGGGUGAGGCCUAUCCUAUCUCGACUGACUCAUUGGCAUAAAAAGCAGAAGGAAAAGGAUAACCACAUACAAAUGGAUUCAUUUGUAAAGGAAGUCAGUCCAUAAUUUGCAAGAUUUGGGUUGCUAAUCUUGGGGGGUCUCCCAUUUUUCAAAGCCAACUGAACAUCAAAUAAAGGACUGAGUUAUUGAAUAAAGAUUUAUUAGCCUUCAUAAAUAUUUCCAUCAGAGCAACAUAAUGCAUUAUUCUGAAAACAAGUCUAAUCUUUAAAGUAUUGUUUCUGUUUUAGUUGUGAAUCUAUUAAAAUCAGCAGUAUUCGCCUCAUGCUCUAUUCAGACUACUACUGUUCUACAUUUGAAACUGAUCAUAAUGGCUAUGCAGGCAUCCAGUACCAUGUAAGAUUUCCAUAAUUUAGUGCUUCUAAAUAUAAGCAUUGUCCACUGUUGCAUAACUCUAGUUAGGAAAGAGGGAGCUAUUUUGAGGCAAAUUGAAAGCACCUGGGAAAGAGACAGGACUGGAAAGAACUCUGAAUAGGUGUACAGUAGAGUCUCACUUAUCCAACAUAAAUGGGCCGGCAGAACGUUGGAUAAGCGAAUAUGUUGGAUAAUAAGGAGGGAUUAAGGAAAAGCCUAUUAAACAUCAAACUAGGUUGAUUUUACAAAUUAAGCACCAAAACAUGUUAUACAACAAAUUUGACAGAAAAAGUAGUUCAAUACGCAGUAAUGCUAUGUAGUAAUUACUGUAUUUAUGAAUUUAGCACCAAAAUAUCACUAUGUAUUGAAAAUAUUGACUACAAAAAUGUGUUGGAUAAUCCAAAACAUUGGAUAAGCGAAUGUUGGAUAAGUGAGAGUCUAAUGUACUUGUGAAGUGAAAAAAUAUUGUAAAAUUUUGUUCCAAUUUACAUGUUUCUUACUGAAAAAGAUCACAAUAAAAGCUAUUGUUCUCA
Messenger RNA from Anolis carolinensis (green anole), 4264 nucleotides. It is a transcript of the gene ppm1m, whose product is annotated as protein phosphatase, Mg2+/Mn2+ dependent 1M. Gene Ontology annotation, molecular function: protein serine/threonine phosphatase activity. The record is from RefSeq and is a predicted model, not a curated record. Gene Ontology annotation, biological process: protein dephosphorylation. NCBI's taxonomy places the organism in Eukaryota, Metazoa, Chordata, Lepidosauria, Squamata, Anolidae. The transcript is spliced from 10 exons. Bases 177 to 1598 code for a protein of 473 amino acids.